AUGUGUGUAAAAUCUAACAGUUUCUAACCUAUUUUUGUAAUCUACUUGAUCUUGAAUGCGUGUUUUGCAGAAAUCUAACUUAUUGAUGAAGAUUUUGUAGGUCCUAUUGUUUCUGAUGAAGGUAAAUCAAAAAUAAUAAUUGUAAGGUUGGUAUUGUUGGAAUCUUGAUAGUUGUUAGAAGACAUAUUGUGGAGGAUCAGCUAUUUUUGGCGGUUAUAAUGGAUUUGAUUAUCAUACAUAGAUUUUUAAAACAUUUGAGCUGCUGCCUCCACAUUAUUAAAUUGGUAUCAGAUUUAAAUUUUGGAGGUUGUGUAAUAUAUUAUCUAUAUAGGAUUGACUAAUGGGAUUUAAAUGAUCAAUUUACCAUAUAUGUUGAUAAUACCCUAGUUCAUAAAUAUAUAUACUCUGACAUAGAUAGUUCAUCAAAUAUUUGUGGAUCUAAUGAUUAUGAUUCAGUGAUUUAAUUUGAUUUAAUAGUGGAUCAUUUUAGUACUUCAUCAAUAAUUUUAAUGACAACUUUAAAUGGUGGAUGGUGGGGUAUUUCUGAAUUUAGACAAUAUGUUCUAAAAUGUCCUUUUGGGUGUGGUUCCUGCAAUUUAUAUUAUUGUUNGAUUUACAAUGAAAGCAGAGAGAUAAUUAGAUUUGUGACCUGA
This is a messenger RNA of Paramecium sonneborni, 653 nucleotides long. NCBI's taxonomy places the organism in Eukaryota, Ciliophora, Oligohymenophorea, Peniculida, Parameciidae. The record is from the annotation of a GenBank genome assembly.